GGAGCUCUAUUGUACAAGACAAAUGUGGUGACUUAACACAUAUGGAAUUGGGUACUGUCGCUACAAGGUGAGUGUGCGUGUGUGUGUGUGUGAUUGUGUGACAGGGAGAAAGAGUGUGAGAGAGAGAGGUCCUCAGCUCAGACUUUUUUGCAGAACAGUGGAGAUAGAGAGAGGGGGAAAGAAAAAAAGAAAAGAACCCUUGUUUCCUUUUUUGGUGAGCAGGAAAUUGAUACUUCGGAGCGGAGCAGAGAGGGAGACAGCGGGACAGAGUAGAGAGAAGUUCUCCCCUCAGACUUAACAAAGGACAAGUUAGGGGAAGCAGAGAGUUACCUUACAGAGCGAAAGAGCCAGUGUCGGGCGGACAAGCAACAGAGCAGAGAGCCGAACGAGUGUGUCUUAGAAGGAAGGAAGGGAAGAAGGCGAACGAAAGAGGCAGAAAGGGGAAAGACAGAGAGAGGGGAGAGGCAGAAAAAAUUGUGGUCCCGCCCCAUUCUCUUGUCCCUUGUUUAUCAUGGCUGUGAGAGAGUGAAUGACUGCAUGCCUAGUCAAGUUCCCUAAAGUCUAAACAGAAAGAAAAAGAAGAAGGAGAAAAAGAGACAAGGAGAGAGGGGAGGGGAUAGACAAGCCGUGUGUAAGGAAGAGAGGAGAAGAGUGUGGGCAAGAGAGAGAAAAGGCGAGAGAGAGAGAAUGAGAGAGCGGGGGAAGGAGGCAGACAAGGAGGAACUUCGGCUGAGAGGAGAGGAGUGUAGCGGUUUGGAGUAGAGAGAAAGAGAGAAGUAGUGUGGAGUGGAGGAGUUUAGCAGAGUAGAGGGGAGUUGGUCGAUUACAGAGGAGGAGUGGAGAAGAGCAGAGUGAGGAGUGGAGAGGAGUGUAGCAGCUUAGAGUAGAUAGAGUGGAGCACAGAGGAGUGAAGUUUAGCAGUGAGCUAUUUAGCGGAGUAGAGUGGAGGAGAAGAGAGUAGAGAGGAAUGAAGAGGAGUGGAGAAGGGAGGAGAGAGGAGUACAGAGGAGCGGCAUAGAGCGGAGCGAAGAGGAGUGGAGUGGAGCGCCCAGCUUGCCAGAGAGGAGGACCAGGAUCAACAGAGGACACACUUCUGUGCCCUACUCUACUCUACUCUGCACUAGACUACUCUGACCCCAGGAGGAGCGGAGACGUGGACUGAGGAUGCGGCGAUGAGUAAAGUAAAUGAAGAGGCGUGACAAAGAGGAGCAGCCAUGUCGUUCUUUGGCCUGGAGUGUGUGAGGAAAAAAAAAAGAGAGGAGGAAAGGAGACUGAAAGCCAAUGAUAGAGAUUACAAUCUCUCCUUCAAGUAUGCGACCAACUCCAUCAAGACCUCCAAGUACAACCUCCUCACCUUCCUGCCCCUUAACCUCUUUGAGCAGUUCCAGAGGAUAGCCAAUGCCUACUUCCUCGUCUUACUCGUACUGCAGCUCAUUCCCGCCAUAUCGUCACUGUCAUGGUUCACAACGGUGGUGCCCCUGGUCAUGGUGUUGAUUUUCACUGCAGGCAAAGAUGGCCUCGAUGACAUUAAUCGCCACAGGAGUGAUAGAAAGGUGAACAACCGCAAAGUCCAGGUUCUCAUCAAUGGCGAGCUCCGCAGUGAAAAAUGGAUGGACGUACAAGUGGGGGACAUAAUCAAACUAGAAAACAACCAGUUUGUCACGGCAGACCUGUUGUUGUUAUCGAGCAGUGAGCCUCUCAACCUGGUGUACAUAGAGACGGCGGAGCUUGAUGGAGAGACGAACCUGAAGGUGAAGCAGGCUCUGACCAUCACUGGAGACAUGGGAGACAGCGUGGCUGACUUGGCUGCAUUCAAUGGUGAGGUGCGCUGCGAGCCCCCUAACAAUCGCCUGGACCGCUUCACGGGCACCCUGAGCUAUGCGGGCCAGAAGUACCCCCUGGACAACGAGAAGAUCCUACUUAGAGGAUGCACACUCAGGAACACGGACUGGUGCUUUGGCCUCGUCAUCUUUGGAGGCCAGGAGACCAAACUGAUGCAGAAUUGUGGGAAAACAACCUUCAAGAGGACAAGCAUUGACCGACUCAUGAACGAAUUGGUGCUCUGUAUCUUUGGCUUCCUGGUCAUCAUGUGCUUCAUCCUGGCCAUCGGUAACCUCAUCUGGGAGGUGCAUGAGGGGUCAAAGUUCACGGUCUUCCUGCCCAGAGAGGAAGGGAUUAACGCUGGCUUGUCCUCCUUCCUCACCUUCUUUUCCUAUGUCAUCAUCCUCAACACUGUGGUGCCCAUAUCUCUCUAUGUCAGUGUGGAGAUCAUUCGCCUGGGCAACAGUUUCUUCAUCGAGUGGGACCGUAAGAUGUACCACGCGCGCAGUGACACCCCGGCAGAGGCCCGCACCACCACCCUGAACGAGGAGCUGGGCCAGAUCAAGUACAUCUUCUCAGACAAGACCGGCACCCUCACGCAGAACAUCAUGACCUUCAACAAGUGCUCCAUCAACGGAAAAUGCUACGGUGAUGUGAUUGACUACUCUGGACAGAGGCUUGAGAUCACUGAGGACAUGGAGUCCGUGGACUUCUCCUUUAACUCGCUGGCGGACCCAAAGUUCCGGUUCUAUGACCACAGCCUGGUGGAGCAGGUGAAGCUGGAGAACACUGAGGUCCACACCUUCUUCCGCCUGCUCGCACUGUGUCACACCGUCAUGGCUGAGGAGAAGAGUGAAGGCGACCUGCACUACCAGGCCCAGUCACCAGACGAGGGCGCUCUGGUCACCGCUGCCCGUAACUUUGGCUUUGUGUUCCGCUCCCGCACGCCAGAGAGCGUGGCCAUCGAGGAGAUGGGGGUGCACAGAGUCUACCAGCUGCUUGCCAUCCUGGACUUCAACAAUGUGCGCAAACGCAUGUCAGUCAUCGUGAGGAGUCCAGAAGGGAAGCUGAGUCUCUACUGUAAGGGAGCGGACACCAUCAUCUACGAGAGGCUCCACCAGUCCUGCACCAAGCUCAUGGACGUCACUACUGAACAUCUCAAUGAGUUUGCAGGGGAUGGCUUGAGGACUCUAGCGUUGGCAUACAAGGACCUGGACGAGGCCUAUUUCACAGAGUGGAAACAGCGCCAUCAUGAGGCCAGCAUUGCACUAGACGAGCGGGAGGAGAAACUGGAGAAGCUGUAUGAGGAGAUAGAGAAAGACCUGCUGCUUUUAGGAGCGUCAGCCAUCGAGGACAAGCUCCAGGACGGAGUGGCCCAGACAAUAGAGCAGCUAGCCAAAGCAGACAUCAAGAUCUGGGUGCUGACAGGAGACAAACAAGAGACAGCGGAGAACAUUGGCUACUCUUGUAACAUGCUGCGGGAGGAGAUGAAUGAGGUCUUCGUAGUGGCGGCUCACACCCCAGAGGGCGUCCGAGAGGAGCUCAGGAAUGCCAGGAUGACCAUGAAGCCAGGCGAUGAGAAGGAGGAGGAGAACUUCAUGUCCAAGUCCAUCUUGGGCAACACACCCAAGAUCGUCCCAGACGAGGUCAUCAGUGGAGAAUUCGGGAUUGUCAUCAACGGGCACAGUCUGGCCUAUGCUCUGGAGCCUGGUAUGGAGGUGGAGUUCCUGCGUACGGCCUGCAUGUGUAAGACGGUGAUCUGCUGCCGGGUCACUCCCCUCCAGAAGGCCCAGGUGGUGGAGCUGGUCAAGCGCUACAAGAAGGCCGUCACCCUGGCCAUCGGUGACGGAGCCAACGACGUCAGCAUGAUCAAGGCGGCCCAUAUUGGCGUAGGCAUCAGUGGGCAGGAGGGCAUGCAGGCGGUCCUGGCGAGCGACUUCUCCUUCGCCCAGUUCCGCUUCCUGCAGCGCCUCCUGCUGGUGCACGGCCGCUGGUCCUACCUGCGCAUGUGCAAGUUCCUCAGAUACUUCUUCUACAAGAACUUCUCCUUCACCUUCGUCCACUUCUGGUACGCCUUCUUCUGUGGCUUCUCUGCACAGACUGUCUAUGAUGAAUGGUUCAUCACUCUCUUUAACCUGGUGUACACUGCACUGCCGGUUCUGGGAAUGAGUCUGUUUGACCAGGACGUGAGUGACAGUUGGAGUUUCGAGUACCCCCAGCUGUACGUGCCUGGCCAGCGUAACCUCUACUUCAGCAAGACGGCCUUCGUCAAGUGUGCCCUCCACAGCUGCUACUGCUCCCUGGUGCUGUUCUUCAUCCCCUACGGGGCCCUCUACGACACAGUCCGCAACGAUGGCAGGGAUGUGGCCGACUAUCAGACCUUCGCACUUCUCGUGCAGACCUGUCUGUGUAUAGCCGUCUGCAUACAGCUGGGCCUAGACAUGUCUUACUGGACCAUAGUGAACCACAUCUUCGUCUGGGGCAGUUUGGCCAUGUACUUCAUAGUCACCUUCACCAUGUACAGCAACGGCAUGUACCAGAUCUUCACGGGAUCCUUCGCUUUCGUUGGUUCGGCGAGGAGUGCUCUAAGUCAGCCUAACGUGUGGCUGACGAUCCUUCUCACCUCUAUCCUGUGUGCGUUGCCUGUGCUCACGCACCGAUUCCUCUUCAUCCAGCUACGGCCCACCAUCAACCAAAAGGUGCGCCUGAAGGUCCUCGAAGCCAAAGUGGCCCCGCCCCCUCCGGCGAGGCGCACGCGCAUGCGCCGCACCAGCUCGCGGCGCUCCGGCUACGCCUUCUCGCACGCCCAGGGCUACGGCGACCUGGUCACCUCCCGCAAGUACCUGCACCGCCCGCCCGUCAAGCAGCGCUCCGCCGGCGGCUUCACCCCCACCAGCCGCACGCUGGCGGCGUUCAACCGCUCCGCCGGGUACAGCCCCACGGGACACAACCUCCUGAACUCCAAGCCGGAGGUGGUGGAGCCCACGUCCCUGCAGAUGUACCGGACCACAGACAGGGACUUCUGAAAGCCCUGAAGGGGCUGAGGUUAAAAGGGAUGGGGCUGGGGGGUGGGAGAGGUUUGGUUAGGAUCGUUUCCUCUGGAGCUUCAAAGCAGCCCACAGAGCAUAAGCACAAAGAAUAUGUUGGAGUGGGCACUUUUUUGUGGCAGGUCGAUUAUUUCUAACAGCACCUGGCUUCAUGUCAGGUGUGAGGAGGAGGCACAUUUCUUUGGUUGAGAUUGAACGUCCCACCAUUAUAUGGACAUCAUGGACACCAAAGACCUCAGUGGUGGACUAAUGUCACCCACCCUCCCCCCUCACUAUGUGGGGGAACAGGGCCGCACUGCCGGGUUCAGGCCCCAGGGGUCGCAACCUGAUGGACACCGAUCUGGAGGUGGAGCCCACAUCGCUUGCAAAUAUGGGAUGGGGGAAAUGGGGAGUUAGCCAGGAUGGUCAGGGAUCAAUCAACAGUUUUAGAGAGCUAGCCAGAUCAGCGACAUGGACGUCUGAAGACGGAGGGGUUGCUGCCGCUAAAGGAGGAUGUGCUCAAGACAAGACAAGGGAGGGGAAGUUGGAUGGGAUCUUUCAGGGACAGAACAACAGCGACUCAGAUUUUCACUGCAGUUUACAGAGCAGCACCAUGACCUGUAUGGAGGGGGGGGGGGGAUUACUUUUCAAGGAACCAAGAUUAUUUCAGGGAUCUACACAAUUUCUAGCAAAAAAAAGCUUGGUUUUGAUCCACAGAGCUAUAAUUGACAUAGUUGGGAGUGAUGCCUGAUGUUCUUGUUUGUUUCAGAGCCAAGGACCACAUAACACCAUUUUUAGCAGCUCCAAUGCUCCUGACAAAAUGUGCAAGACAAGUCAAGUCAAGAGAACCAAAAGAGCAGAGAUGUAUAAGGUA
Engraulis encrasicolus (European anchovy) is the source of this 5721-nucleotide messenger RNA. It is a transcript of the gene atp8b5a, whose product is annotated as ATPase phospholipid transporting 8B5a. Bases 1215 to 4847 code for a protein of 1210 amino acids. Lineage: Eukaryota; Metazoa; Chordata; Actinopteri; Clupeiformes; Engraulidae. Gene Ontology annotation, molecular function: magnesium ion binding; ATPase-coupled intramembrane lipid carrier activity; ATP binding. The record is from RefSeq and is a predicted model, not a curated record. The transcript has 28 exons. Gene Ontology annotation, cellular component: plasma membrane; trans-Golgi network. Gene Ontology annotation, biological process: phospholipid translocation; Golgi organization.